Theileria parva strain Muguga is the source of this 11838-nucleotide messenger RNA. RefSeq lists its product as uncharacterized. Bases 1 to 11838 code for a protein of 3945 amino acids. Gene Ontology annotation, molecular function: RNA binding; chromatin binding; histone binding. Gene Ontology annotation, biological process: chromatin remodeling. Lineage: Eukaryota; Apicomplexa; Aconoidasida; Piroplasmida; Theileriidae. The transcript has 2 exons. The record is from RefSeq and is a predicted model, not a curated record. Gene Ontology annotation, cellular component: nucleolus; cytoplasm; nucleoplasm.
AUGAGAACACGCCAUAUAUACAGGUAUUUGUAUUUAUACUUAAUAUUGACUUAUAUACAAAAUUUUAUAUGUUCAAUUGAUCCCUUAACUCCAACUACACCAACCAGUGGAGAAAACGAGACUAAAUCUAGUACUUCCGAUCCUUCCAGACAGAGUGGUCAUGGUGUAUUUACUUUUGUAGAUGAUUCAGAAGAUUCUGAAACUACACAGGUUGCCCAAGAAGCAACUGAAUCAUCAACUACUGUAGAAUAUUCUCAAAAAAGUCUAUCAGAGGAUACAUCUCAAGAUUCUCAAGAUAAUAGUCAUCCAGAGCCCUCACAACCCGAAGUUAGUAAACAUCCUAUUUCUUUGGACAUUUCCCAAAGUGAUUCUGCAGAUGAGUACGAUUGUGAUAAAGACAAUGAUGUUGUUACGUACACUCCUAAAGAAGGAUAUGUACUUAACAAGAUAGUUAAAUCAUCCGGUAAAGGUUCUGGUGAUAUUUGGAGUCCAGACUCUGAAACCGAUUAUCCCACUAAAGUUGUCACAUUUUUAUCUGGUUCGGACGUUAUCAGCCUUACCAUAUAUUUAUCUGAUGAUAAAAUUAAACGUUUAUUUUAUUUUAAUGGAGCAUGGUCCCCUACAACGGAAGUGGUUUUAGAUGUUAAAAAGACUGAUAAUACAAAUGAAUAUGAUUGUGUUAAAGAUAACAAAAUUGCUACAUACACUCUUAAAGAUGGAUAUGUAUCCAAUAAGAUAAUUAAGUCAAGGACCCUUGGAUCAGAUGAAAUUGUUUGGGAAUCUGAAACUAGUUUCGCCACCAAAGUAGUAGCAUUUCCUUCUGGCUCAGACGUUAAUAACGUUACCAUAUAUUUAUAUGAUGGUGAAGUUCAACGAUUUAUUUAUUCUGAUAAAAAAUGGAUAGCCUCUACUGAAACUACCAUAGAUAUUAAAAAGACCGAAAGUACAGUUGACUAUGAGUGUGUUACAGAAAAUAACGUUGUUACGUACACUUCCAAAGGUAUUGUAGUUUUUGAUAAAAUAAUUAAAUCAUCCGGUAAAGGUUCUGGUGAUAUUUGGAGGGCAGAAGCUGAUUAUGCUACUAAAGUUGUCACAUGUUUAUCUGGUUCAGACGUUACUAACGUUUGCAUUCAUCUUCGCAAUGGUGAAAUUGUACGAUUAGUUAAUUCUGACAAAACAUGGAUACCUUCAACUGAAAUGGUCUUAGAUAUUAAAAAGACUGAUAGUACAAAUGAGUUUGUUUGUGUUAAGACACCCAGUCUUGUCACAUAUACUGCUAAAGAAGGAUUUGGAUUUAAUAAGAUCAAACAUGACAAUGAUGAUGUUUGGGAAGAUGAAGACGAAUAUUGUAUUAAAGUUGAGUGUAAGGUGAUCGUUAAAGACAUUAGUGAUGUUAUUAUUCACCAGUCCGAUGGUGAUAUCGAACGAUUUAUUUAUUCUGACAAAACAUGGAUACCUCCAACUGAAAUAGUUUUGGAUAUCAAAAAGACUGACAAAACAUAUCAUUAUAAUUGUGUUAAGACAGACAAUCUUGUCACAUAUACUGCUAAUGAAGGAUAUGGUUUCAAUAAAAUCAAACAUGAUAAAGAUUAUAUUUGGGAGUCUGGAGAAGAAUUCUGUACUAAGGUUGAAUGUAAAAUUGUUGGUUCGGAUAUUGCUGGUGUUACCAUACAUCUACCAGGUGGCGCAAUUGAACGAUUUAUUUAUUUUAAUGGUAGAUGGUCUGCUCCAACUGAAAUGGUUUUAGAUAUUAAAAAGACCCAAAGUACAGUUGGCUAUGAGUGUGUUAGUGGUAAUAACGUUGUUACAUAUACUGCCAAAAAAGAUUAUGGAUUCAUAAAGAUAACGCGUGAUAAAGAACUUGUUUGGGAAUAUGAUGAUUCUGAACAAUAUUGUGUUAAAGUUGAAUUGACUCCUGUCUCCAACUUUACUAAUUCUUCCAUUCAUCUCAAUAAUGGUGAAAUUGUAAAAUUAGUUUAUUCCGAUAAAAGAUGGGUAUCUUCUGCUGAAAUAGUUUUAGAUAUCAAAAAUACUGAUGGUACAAGUGAGUAUGACUGUAUCAGGGUAGACACUCUGAUUACAUAUACUCCUAAAAAUGGACACGAAUUUGGUAAAAUCAAGCACGGCAACCAUGAUAUUUGGGAAUCUGGUAAUGAAUAUCCCACUCUAGUGAGAUUAAAGGAAAAUGCUGAUAAAAAAUAUAUGGUUUUACUUUUUGGUUCCAAAAAAUAUCAGUUGCUUUAUUCAGAUGGCAAAAGUGAAGUUUGGUCUGAUAUAAGUUAUUAUAGACAUAAUAUCUCUAAUCUCAAAAUGUUCAAGCGCGAUCGUACCGAACUUGAUUCCAACACCUAUAAACUAGAGUUGAUCGAAUUAUUCUAUGUAUACAGAUACGAUGAUGAUGAUGAUUUCCAACCUUUGAAGGGAGUUUAUGUACACCUUGUUCGAAAUAAUUUGUAUAUAAUGAAUAAGGGUGGUAAAACAAAGAACUUAAAUGUACAACAACCAGACACUUCAGACAAACCAAAGCCAGAUCCUUCUAUUAAAUAUUAUAAACCCCUUAAAUUGGAUUUCGGAGGAUUGAUUGGCGAAACAGAUACUUAUGAAAUUGCAGGAUCAUUUGGUAUGAGUUCAUUUAACUCUUCAAAAAAUCAUGCCUUCACUAAAGUAUCAUAUAGUGGUAAAGUUGUAUGGGAAGCUAAAAAAUCCAAGCAGUACGCAAAAACUGUUAUUACGGACGGUAAUCAUGCAGCCAAAAUUCCAUACACCUUUUUCACCGUAGUAUUACUGGAUGAUACAAGGAUGAACUAUACUAAAUCAGGUAAUGAAUGGGUGAGAACAUUCGUUAAAUCGUCUUCGUCUGAUAGACAAGAACCUGCCACUCCUACUAAAGAAGCUUCACCUGAAUCUGGCAAAACUGAACCAACUGUUUCUGAGGUUUCUAAAGCCAAGACUGAAGACGAUGAUAAGGAAUCAUUUAAUCCAGAUGUUGUUAAAUUAUUCACCAUGGAUUCAUCUGAAAACCUGGUCGAACUUAGUAAAUCCAAAUAUCAAACGUCAAAGGAUCGUGACGAGUGCAUCUAUGAUUUAGAGAAAGAUGCCAAAUGUCAUUCAAUUAAGUAUCAAGACAAGACUGUAUGGGAGCUUGAGAGUGGUUCUCAAAAUUAUCCUUUGUACGUCACUUUAAGAGUAGAUCAGAAUAAAUUUGUUGUUACAUUUGAAGAUAAGUUUGUUACUUGUACACUUGAAGAUGGUGAAUGGAAAGGAAAAGUACAUAGCUUAAAACAAGGAGAGGCGCUUCCAGAAUCCAAAGAAAUGACUGAAGUAAAUACAACAGUCUUAGACCUUAACGAUCUCCAAAAUACUGAAACAUAUACUUAUAGUAAGACCGACAAUGUUCUUACAUUCACCCCUAAGAAUAGUGGUGUAUUUAGUGGAGUAAUAAGAACAACCGGUGAAAGCAAAGUUACCUGGACCGUUAUUUGGCAAAUACAGGGAUCUUUCGAACUUGCAAACAGCAUAUCAUUCGAAGAUUUUGGCAAGGGCAAACAAGUAUUGAUUUUAGAUACUAGAUCCGGUCAAAAGAUGUUAUACAAACCCAAUGAUGGUGGGUUCUGGAAAGAGGUUUCUGAGCAACCUCAAAACGCUUUUGAAACUACUGCAGCUUUACUUGCUGAAGAAGAUAAGGUUGAUAUGAUAGAAAUAGACAUUAAAGAUACUGAUGGAAAAGGUUAUGAUUAUUUAGAAGAAAACACAAAGAUAGAAAGACCAAGAGGGCCUAUUGCCCGUAAAUCUAGACCAACUAAGAGGCCAACUCGUUUGAAUAUAUUUAAAAAACCUAGAAGGAUAAAGAUAUAUCGCCCUGAAACCAACAAAUAUAAAAACUAUUCUGCUAAGGAGGGCAAAGGAAUUAGAAAAGUAAAGGAUUCUGAUGAUGCAGAAGAUGAAGAGGAGGAGGACGAUGAUGACGAUGACGAUGACGAAGAUGAAGACGAAGAUAAAGAAGAUUUAAACGAUGGUUUUAUCUGGUUCUCCCCUGUUCGCAGUCAGUAUGCCACUCAUGUAUCCUUUAAGGAUACAGUUAAUAGAUAUCUUGCAAUCCUACUUAAGACAGGCAAUCCCUUAAUCUAUAAUCAGUCAGAGGAUGACGAAGAUUGGAAAGAAAUAACUGCAGAGGUUAGAGGUGAUUUCUUCAAGCUGAGUUUAUUUCACAAAGAUGAAGAUAACAAGUAUAGAGUCUUUAAAUCUGAUCAGUAUACUCCAUCAUUGCUAAAUUUAUCUUAUGUAUUUACUUUUGAUAAAGAUGUUGAUUGCCAUAAAAUUAACUAUGAUGGGAAAACAGUGUGGAGUUACGAGGUUGAUAAAGAAUUUGGCUCACUAAAACAGGUACAUUUCGGACUUAUUACCCAGGAUUUGUUUAUUGUUAACGUUAAUGAUGUCAAGAAGGCAAUAGAUAAAGAAAAGGCAGUAGCGGGUCUAGAUGAUUCAACACAAACUGAAGAAGCUAAAGAAGAGACAGAAACUGAAAAAACUGAAGAUACUGAAGGAACUAAACAAAAACCCGAAACUGAACAAGUACAAGAACAAAAACAAGAAACUCCACAAAAAGAACCUGAAAAACAAUUAAAUUUUGUUCAACUUGAUUUAAGCAAAACCACUACGUCCAACCAUAUUAAAUACAGAAGGAAAAAUGAAUUUGCUACCUUUAGAGCUAAACCUGGUUGUUUAUUUAACAAAGUUAUAAAAUCAGCAUCCACUGGUUUUAGUAAAGAAGAAGUUUUUUGGGAGGCCCAAGAGGGAUCCGAAAAAUAUGUUAAAAUGGUUAGAAUGAAAUUAACAGAUAAUCAUUCUGCUUUCAUACUAAAUACCGGUGAACUCAUUCUAUUUCACAAGCCUGUUAAUAAAGAUUCAUGGGAAGACAUAACCCCAACAAGGAAUAAUUUUUCAGGCUUUAAGUUCUUGACAUUUGAUCAAGAUAUAUGUGAAUAUAAAGAACUAAAUUCUAGUGGUUAUACUCUGGGUCUGAAUGAAUUUUCAUAUGGUGUGUCUUUCAAUGUCCAGUGCCAUCUAAUUAAACACGAAAAUAAGCUAAUCUAUAAUUAUGAAACUGACCAAGAAUUUGGAACCCUGAAAGGUCUUUAUCUCGGUCUUGUCUCCAAUAAGUUCUUUCUUACUAACUUAGAAAAUGAUAACAAAACACUUGAUUUGACUAAGGAAGUUUCACCUCCAAAAUAUAAAAAGCAGAAAGCAACCGAGUUAAAACCUGAUAAAUCAGUCGAUCAAGCAUCUUCUGUUGAUAAUAUCGAAGUGGAAGAAUUGCCUGAACUAGAUUCAACUGUUAAUAUUCCCUCAGCUAGUCUAAUGACACUUAAUAUUGAAAGUUCUGAUAAUACUGCUAAGUACCAAUGCUCCGACAAUGGAAUUUAUAAAACCUUCACUGCACGUCACGGAAAUGGAUUUAACGAGGUUAAAAUUGGCACUAAAACCUUUUGGAAAUCCCACAAUAAUGACUAUGGCAUCAAAGUGAGGCUAAAAGAGUCUUCAACCCAUGAAAAAUAUGUCGUUAUACUUCUUGCUAGCAAAAACUAUUUAGUGUUUCAUUCCCCUUCUAAAGAUAAGCCUUUAAUAGAUUAUACUGACACUAAUCAUUCUUUUUAUGACAUAAAAUUGUUUAGCAAGGACUCAAAUUCCUCUGUCUAUAAGCAACUGGAUACGUUUACCUAUAACGUGUCUUUAUACCACUUAUCACUCGGAUAUUCACUUAAAGAGUCUGUAAAAUGUUAUCUUAUCAAAUUUGGUGAUAUUGUUGUCUACAAAUAUGAUGAUCAUCGAGAUUUCGGUUAUAUAAAGGGUGUUUAUCAUGAUAUUAUGAGAAGUAACCUGUAUAUCCUAAAUCGCGAUGAGCAAAUAAAGGUUUUAAGAGAAUUAGAUAGAGGAAAGACAGUUACCAUAGACAUGAACAAAACUGAAAGUACUGAUGAGUUUGAAUGCUUUAAAGAGAAGGAUCGUGUCAUAUUCACUCCAACAGGUACUGGUGUAUUCGACAAAUUAGUAAGAUCUUCAAGGUUGGGUGCAGAUGUAGUCAUUUGGAGAGCUAAUGACGUUCAAGAAUAUUCUAAAAAAAUUGUAAUAAUAGAUGUUCAAACUAGGAAAGGAAAAACUAAGAAUGUUGCUUUGUAUUUGUGCAGUGGUGACAUUAAACAUCUGGCCUAUUCUGAUGGCAAGUGGAUUGAAACUCCUAACAAAGUUAGUCUCUAUAUUAAAAAAACAAAUUCUACUGAUGAGUUUGAGUUUUCUAAGGAUAAAGAGUUUAAAACUUUCCAGGCGAGACAUGUUUAUCUUUUCAACAAAAUAGUAGAUUCAGCUUCUUCAGACCCUUCACAAGAAGUUGUUUUUGAACCGCCUAAUCCCGCUUAUUACUCAACCAAAGUAGUAUUUAAGGAUUCCCCUAACAAGCAAUACUUGGCCCUGUUACGUACAGACGAUAACUUCCUACUGUUAAAUAAGCCUGACAGAGAUAAGCCCUGGCAAGAUGUUACUCUUAAUAGGCUAAAUUUAUCAGAUCUAAAGAUGUUCUAUUACGAUGUCGAUACUUCAGGAUAUAGAUUAUUAAAGGAUAAUCAAUAUUCUAAAUCUCUGGUGAAUUUUUUCUAUUGGUAUGAAUUUAACCUUUUGGCAAACUGUCAUCUUAUAAAGUUUAAAAGCUAUAUUGUCUGGAAUCACGAUUCUGACCCUAAUUUUCAAUUUUUAAAAGGAGUUUGUCUAGAUCUGUAUAAUAACCAUCUCUUUGUCGUGAACAAUAAUGAUGUAUCAAAGAAAAUUACUCCGCCAAAUUCAACCACUCCACCCGAUCUCGUUGAUUAUGAGGAAGAAGAUUCAACUACUCCAGAUACUUCUACAGAAAAACAGACUCCUGAAUCACUUAAAUCCAGUGAAUCUACAGAAUCUUCAGAACAACCAUCUACACAGCAUACAUUAGUAGAACUUGACCUUACCAAAACCGAGACCACAAGAGAUUAUGAAUAUGAAAAGAAAGAUGAUAAUUAUGUAUUUACAGCUAAAUCCGGGGUCAGGUUUUCGAAAGUUAAAAAAGGUGAACAUGACCUUAAAGAAUCCCUUAGGCCUUCUUCACCCAAGGUUGUGGCAAAUUAUGGACAGGCUGGAAAAAUUAUGUUAUACGUAUAUUCUAACGAUAAAGACUUCGAACUCCAUAUUGUCAAUGAUCCAGAGCCAUCGUCUCACGAUAUUACGGCACUACCAUCAGGUUCCGUAACCGUACAGUCACAAUCUUCUGUCUUUUCUGAGCACCUUAAGCUUUUAGCUUUAGGUGAUGAUGGCAAAUCUAUGGAGCUGGAUGAUAGUAAAUUAAAGGUUGAAGAUCUGACACACCUGGUGAACUAUACGUUUGAACCUGAUACGAAAUGUUCCGAAAUUAAAUACAACAAUAAAACUGUGUGGGAAUAUGAUAAAUCCAGACACGGAAGGUAUUACCCUUCUAAUAUCCUCUUAAACACCAGUACGAAUUUUCUUUUGCUGGAGUCUCAAGGUCAUUAUCAAUAUUACUUCACCUAUUAUAAUGAUGAGUGGAGAUGUAUCUCUGGUUACAAAACUCAGGAUUUGCAGCCACUUUAUCCAGAUAAACUGAGAAUCUUCACACUGAAUAAGUUCGGAACACCAGUCAUGGAUGAUGCCACUAAUUUUGAUAAAUCUUCGGAAGGCCCAUUAACAACACUCAAGUUUAAGCCGGAAUCCAGAUGUAUAGAUGUCAAAUAUGAGGGUGAUUCAAUAUGGUCUUAUAAUUAUAAAGAACAUGAAGAUAAUUAUCCCACAUCACUCUCUGUUAACACUGACGAAAAGGUUGUCAUUGUGGACUGUGCUGGAAUAUAUCGUCACGGACUGUCCUUUUCCGCUGGUAAGUUUACUCCAUUCUUUUCUUAUAAAUCAAAUUUGACCGAACCAAUUGAUCCCGCAAAACUAAAAAUGUCAACAACUGAUUCUAAUGGUAACACCGUUGAGCUUGAGGAGUCAAAAUAUCUUAUCGAGCAACCAGACACUGUAUAUAAAUUUAACCCUGGUGUUAAGUGUACCUGUGUCAAGUAUGGUGAAACUGAAGUUUGGAAACAUAGUGAAAGUGACCAUAAGGAUAAGUUUCCAACCUCAAUUUCCUUCAACAAUCUGAUCCGAAAAUAUUUAGUUGUUGAGUCUUCAGGUGAUUACCGUAACUUGUUAGAAUUUGAAAAUAAUGUGUGGAAACCAUUGGGUGCGAAUGAUAAAUUAAAGUCCCAGUACAGUAUUUACGAUAAAUUUGAUGCUGACAAACUAACAUUUUUCACCAUAGAAACUAAAGAAACUUCAGAUGGUACAGUCACUUCCGAGUUGGUUCAGAUUGAUUAUACCAAGUAUACCAGAGAAAAUCCAUCUUUUGCUAGCUACAAAUUCAAGUCCGGUUCCCUGUGUACUGAGAUAACAUAUGAUUCAGUUCCAGUUUGGAAAUACAAUGAAAAUGAACAUGGAGAUGAGUUUCCCACAACAGUCCUGUUAAAUAUAAAAAAGAGUUACAUCGUUGUAGAAUCUUCAUAUCUCUACCGUUAUGUAUAUUCAUAUUAUGAUAAGAAAUGGAAAGAAUUGCCGUUCGGUUUUAAAACAUCAAACGUUUCCUUUGAUAAGUUCAAACUUUUAACUCAAGAUCCCAAAGAUUAUAAGAAACUUGUUGAACUUGAUUCCAGUCAAUACGAUAUUGAGUAUUCUCCCAAUGUUCUAGCCAUAAAAUUCAACACGAACGUCAAGUGUACUUCCAUACAAUAUGAAGAUAGCUUUCCAUGGACCUAUAACAGGAAUGAGCAUGCCCACCGAUAUCCAACAGCUGUUAUUUUUAAUAAAUCAAAGAGUUUUCUCAUGGUCGAGUCCUCUCAUUACUACCGUUAUUUAUACGUCUAUCAAAAUAAGGAGUGGAAACCUUUACCUUAUGGUUACACCUUAAAAUCCCAUUCUUCCUCAGCAAUUACCUAUGAUAUAUGCAAAGUGAAACUCUUUACCUAUGAUAAAUUUAAUAAUAACAAACGUGUUGAGAUGACUAAAGCUCAUUAUGACAAGGAAGAGUCAGAUACUUUAGUUAGAUACAAUAUGAACUAUUUAACAAACUGUACUUGCUUGAUGUAUGAUGAUAAGGUAGUAUGGGAACACUAUGAUAGUGAACAUGGAGAUAAGUAUCCGACAACUAUUUCUCUGGUUAAAAAGAAAAAUUAUCUCGUCGUAGAGUCUGGGUAUGACUAUCGUUACAUGUUUGAAUUUGAAAACGGAGAGUGGAAGUUGUUGCCUUUCAGCUAUAAAUUGAAAAGAAAAGUUGAUGCUGUCGAAAUUGAUAAAUUCAAACUAUAUUCUUCCGAUCCUUCCGAUCCCGAUCAACUUGUUGAACUUAAAACAACUGAGUAUGAGAAAAAGGACUCCUACAACUCACUAGUAUUCACAAUUAAAGAAAAUGUAAAAUGCACUUUCGUAAAGUAUGAUAAUACUGAUGCUUGGGUUCAUGAUAGUAUUGAACAUGCAGAGUUCUAUCCAACCAGAGUUGUUUUUACCAAAAACAAGAACUUUCUUCUCGUUGAAUCUGGAUACAACUAUCGUUACUUGUAUACCUUUCACAAGGGCAAGUGGAAACAAAUGCCGUUUGGCAACAAAUUGAAGACUACUAAGGCCUAUAAGUUUGAUGCUAAUAAAUUAAAGCUUUUCUCUCUAGAUCUUAGCACUAGACCGUACGAACUCGACUACUCUAAGUUUAGAAGGGGGGAAGCUGGGCAUAUUCUUACACAUAAUUUGAAACCUGGUGUGAAAUGUGCUGAAGUCAGGUAUGAUAACAUUUCGGCGUGGAAACAUGAAGAGGAUGAGUAUGGAUCGAAUUAUCCGACGACUAUUAUUUUUAAUAGAAACAAUGGUUUCCUAAUUGUCGAGUCCAAAGAUAAUUAUGAAUCAUACCACUCAUAUUAUGACAAUAAGUGGCACUCAGUAUAUGGAUAUAAAGCAUCCAAGCUGACUAAAAACAAGGAAUUCUAUAGAUUAAAGCUCUAUGAGACAAAUGAAGAUGGACUAUCACAGCCUAUCACUGGCUUUCAUGAAGAAAUUAUUGGUCCAGUUAUUACCUGUAACAUAUUCUACGGAGUUAAAUGUACUCAAGUAAAAUACGACGAGCUAUCUGUGUGGAGUUAUGACUCAGAUAAAAAUGGAAAUUAUUAUCCUACUUCCGUUGUCUUUAAUAUUGCCAAUAGUACUAUUAAGGUUGAAUGUGAAGAUCAGUACGUUCACUUUUCCUCGUUUGUUAAUGAAGAGUGGAAACCUUUCAGUGGCUUCAGAAGCAAAAAAACUACUGGCCCCUCUGCUGUUAAACUUUUCAAAACAGGUUCAUCUGGUAAUUAUGUACUUAUUAAUUCAACUAAGUACAACGUAAAUUGGGACGGAGAAAAUCAAGUAUACGAGUAUGACCUCUCUGGUGUUUUCUGUACUUUGGUUAAACAUGACAAUAACCCUGUUUGGACUCAAAGAGCAACUGACAACCAACAUCCGAAGUCCCUUACCUACAACAGUGAUCAGAAGAAAUUUGUCCUAAGGUUUGAAAGAGAAUAUAUUUUCUGCUCAUUUGAAGACAAUGAGUGGAAGACAACGGUUCGUAGGUAUGGCACUCAGCUUAGUAAAAGUGAAGAACAAAAGGCUGAACAGGAGGAAGAGGAAUCUCAGGAAGCAGAUGAACCUACAGAUCCUGAAAAAGAAGAUAAAUCAGACAAAUCUUCCGAACAUUCCGCUCCUGAAUCCAAAUUCGAUAAAGCCUCUGAACAUUCUGAUGAUAGAUCCAGUGAUUCACAGUCAAUCACUUCAGCAGGAAGCACAGAACAAGAAAAGGGGAAACUGACAUCCAAGGUCAAGAAAGCAUUUUCUACAGGCAAAAAAGAAGAAAAGAAACAUUCUGGAAAAACAACGGAAACCUCUGAAGAACCUAAAAAACAUUCUGAAAAAACAACUGGAUCACCUCAAGAACCUAAACAAACUUCCGAGCAACAUGACCAGUCUACUGAAGUUUCUGAACCAUCACAACCUUACAAAGUUAAAGGACAUAAAAUUCCAAUUACACUUGAUAUAUCCAAACUAAAGAGCACCAGUGAUUAUGAUUAUUCCUCUGAUGCAGAUUUAAAAAUAUUUUCUGCAAAGGAUACUCAUGCCUUUAACAAGGUACAAGAUUCCGAAACUGUAAUUUGGGAAGCCAAAGAUCCCACUGAAUAUUCACUUGGAGUUGCUUUAAAGGAACCUACCGAGAACGAAAAAGACAGAUAUUUGUCAAUGAUAGACAGUAAUGCUAAUUUGUCGAUUUUCCAUAAACCAGACGAGAAUAAACCUUGGGAAGAUCUUUCCUCAACCAGGCAUAAGAUUUCAGAUGUGAAGUUGUUGAAAGAAGAUGAUAGUGAAUUUGAAGAUUCUGAUUAUCAGUUGUUUUUGAGUUAUUUUUCACUUGGCUAUGAAUUUGUUGAUGAUGCCGAGUGUAGCAAAAUUGAAUAUAAUAAUGAAAUAAUCUACAAUUAUAAAGAUGAUACAGCGCCUGGAUAUCCAAAGGUAUUAUAUCUAGAGCUGACCAAGAAUAAUUUUUACCUCUCAUUUGCAAAUAAUAAAAUCAAGAAAUUAAAUGUUAAGCAACCAAAGAAGGCGCAAUCGCCUUCAAAACCCAAAGAAGCAAAAACAGCCGAACCUGGUCCAAGUGCAACAUCCCCUCCGGAUUCUACCACCUCUUCUGAGUCCAAACCGAAAGAUACACAAUCUGAGGAUUCUCAACUUCGUGGGUCCACUCAAGAACUUAUGGAAUAG